UUACCGAAUGUUCGGUCAACACGCAAUGUAAAGGCAAAAGCAACACAAUUUAUUGUGGGGCAGUCAACCCAGAUCACAAAGAACGUUCGUGAUGCUGUGGGGGCAGAGAGUCCUUUACUAACGCCGCCACCACCGCAACCAUCACUGUCUCUUUCAUUAUCAUCAUCAUCAUCAUCAUCAUCAUUACAUUCGCCACCGUUCCCACAAGCACAGACAUCACCACAACCACCACCACCACCACAAACGCCACCACCACCACAAACACCACCACCACCAACACCAUCGCCACCACUACCACAGACACUGCCAGCAUCACCAGUAUCAACAUCACUAUUACCUCAAACACCACUUCCAUCAACAGUAAAACCACUACAAAAAUCAUUACCACCAUCACAAACACCACCACUAUCACAAACACCACCACCAACACCAUCGCCACCACAACAAACAUCACCACCACUACCACCACCACAAACACCACCACCAGCAGAAACACACCCAUCACUAAAACUAACUCCACCACCAACUCCAUCAUCACAACCGCCAUCACCAUCUCCGCUACCAACGCCACCACCAUCACCACCGCCAUCAACACCGCCACAAUCAGCACCACCUCAACCACCAUCAACACCAGCACCAUCACUAAGACCAAAUCCGCCAUCACAAACACCAUCAAAACAACCACCACAAACGCCACGACGACCACUAGGAAUACCAUCACCCUCACUAACGCAAACACCACCACCGUCAUUCCUACCGUUGUCACCACCACCAUCUCCACCACCAUCACCACCACCAUCACCACAACAAACCCCAUCAUCACCAUCAUCACAAACACCAACAACAACAUUAAACACAUCAAAAUCUAAUCAUCCAUUUAAUGGGGUAUAUGCCACCCCAGCGCAGUCAACAUUUGUAGAUCAGCCACCCAUUUAUGGCCUUUUGCCCUCAACGCACGCAUCUCCUCGCCCAAACCUUUCUACAUUCCAGACUUAUACGAACCUACAAACGGGUCCCUCUAAAGUACCGGAAGUCACAAGUCAGAUUCCCAACCUGGGCACCCAAGAUGUCAAUUUUCCUGGAAGGUCUACCGUUCAAGACAGAACUUCAGAAAAUCGCCUUAUAUCUCUUGGGAUCACAUCUCAGACACUGGUAGAUGUAACAGCAGCCAUAAACCCUGUAAACCGAACAGAGCAGGUUCGAUCCGCUGAAGCCCAGACUAGGCGUCAAACGACGCCGAUGGCCACGAUGGUAAGAACAACAAGAACACAUAUGAAUACAACAACUACAACAACAAAUGGAACGACAAUACCAGCAUCAAGAAGAGCCACUCAGAUACCAGAAUCAACAACAUCAGCAGGAGCAACAACUGCAAUAACAAAAAGACCUGAACUUUCAGAAGAAACAAAUAACAUUUUCCCUGUCAACAUCACCACUAUGACUGCUGCUGCUGCUUUUGGUGUUAAUUCCACCACCACCACAACCACUACCAUCUCUGACAUCAUCAACAUUGCCGUCACAAAUAUUGUCCUUAACGCUACUGGUGAUAUGAAAACGAAGGGCCCUGUUAAUACCAACAGAGCCUUUAACAAUAGGAACACCAGUAAUAGUACCAUGUCCGUGAAUACCACUAACACCAUUUAUAAUUUCGUUAGCACCACCGAUAGCAACAACAGUAACAGCAGCGUGACUGUUGAUACUACUUACGCCAAUAACAACCUCAUUAGCACCAUCGGUAGCAACAUCAGAAACACUGUCAUUGCCGAUAGCACAACCAGUAAAAUCAUCAUUAACAACACCGAUAGCAACGUUAACAACACAAACAACCUCAUUGACACCACCGAUAGCAACACCAGAAACGUUGCCACUGACAUUAAUUAUAACCUCGUAAACAGCACCGAUAUCAACAUUAGCAACACUGACAACUACAUUCAUUCCACCGAUAGCAACACCGUCAACUACAUUUAUUACACCGAUAGCAACACCGUCAACUACAUUGAUUCCACCGACAGCAACACUAAUAACACCACCCGUAACAACAGUAUCGCUAACACCAAAAACAGCCAUUAUAGCACAACUGAUAGCAAUCUAAGCAACACUACUACUAACAUCAGGAUCACUAACAACACUACCAAUAAUAUUAAAAACUCUGCAAACACCACCAGUACUACAAAAAUUAGAUCUAUGGUCAACAUCUCCCCUGGUGUCUUACAUUCACCCGGAACAACUUCCGUCAUAAAUUCCAGUCAAGGACAAAAUGAACGAAAUAUGACAGUAUUGGCUAUAGAUAAUCGACACACAGUUCCAGGUGUACAGCUGAAGAGCUCGUACGAAACACCUACCACUCAAAAACGUAUUGCAGACAUGCAACAAUAUAACAACGAUAACAACAACGACAACACUGUCUCGGGUGGGAAACGAACGUUGUACAAACUGCUUCGUCAAAAGAACAAAUAUAAGCCACAGCUGUGGCCCCGCGUUCAAAUAGGUAAGGAAACAGGGCAUUUGCAAAACUUCAAUACUCGGUUAGAGAGCGGAAACCGACACAAAUUCGAACGCGACUUCUUUAAACGGGUCAAACGAAGUUAUCAGGAAACGGAUACGUUAGGUCCUGAUACAGGGAGUGAAUUUCAAACCGGACCGAUGGGCAUUCGAAUUCCGGUGACAAUUGUUUCGGGUGUAACUGGGUGUUUUAAAUCCUCGGGAACGAAAACAUCGACUGUAUUACCACUGUUUGUGACCAGAAACCGAGAUCAAACUCAACAGGAUAUUUGGCAACCUACGAGUGAUAAACCUGCUAAAAGACAAACGAUGCGUCCAUGGGAGUUUCAAACUCAAGAGCCAACUGAUGUAGUAGCACACAACAGUGCAUUUUCCACACAACCAACCACAAUGAGUCGAUCAUCACAACAAAAUAGGAAUUCGAGCGAUGUAUGCUUCAUACCCAUUGAUGCUACAUUUGUUGACCCGAGUCGCACUCUAUAUAUAUUUAGUGGAAACACCGUUUAUUGGUUGUCGUUGUGCAGAUUACCAACUAAACAUAAAAAUAUUUCAUCAAUAUCAGAAAUGUUUCCAAGAAGCCCAGGAAAUAUUACGGCAGCGGUGUCUUUGGAGUUUGGCAGGAAGAAGAAAUGGUCCCGAACUUAUCUUUUCCAGGGUGACCGUGUUUGGAGGUAUCGGAAAUGUCGUGGUAGAUUCUGUCUGGAUCGAGGAUAUCCUAGAAAUAUAACCGAAGAAUUUGGUAUUGCCUUACAAGGGCAGGUUACUGCAGCCUACAUUCACACCAGGAGAAGAACACUUUAUCUAUUUAACGGUACUAAUGUUCUCCAGGCAGUCAGAUGUGUGAAGUGGUUACGUAGACAAGGAUGUUCGCUGAUUUCCAAUGCAAGACCAAUCGGAUUUCUAACCAGUCUUCGAGAUAUCGAUUCUAUGUUUACUGACAGAGACUAUCUGCACAUAAUUCACGGAAAUAACUUUUUUGCGUCUUCGCUAAGAUCUGCAAGAACUCAAAUUUUUCAACAUGGAUCUGUAAGCAAGAUCUUUCUAGGAUGUAAAUCAUAGAAUUGAGUGAGAAAUCACAAUUGUGUAACAUUUUG
Molecule: messenger RNA, 3596 nt
Organism: Octopus sinensis (East Asian common octopus)
Lineage: Eukaryota; Metazoa; Mollusca; Cephalopoda; Octopoda; Octopodidae
Product: hybrid signal transduction histidine kinase M-like
Exons: 4
Coding region: 1240-3561 (773 amino acids)
Source: RefSeq, a predicted model, not a curated record